Folsomia candida is the source of this 2643-nucleotide messenger RNA. Its product is annotated as arylsulfatase B. The record is from RefSeq and is a predicted model, not a curated record. Lineage: Eukaryota; Metazoa; Arthropoda; Collembola; Entomobryomorpha; Isotomidae. The coding region runs from base 371 to 2179 and encodes 602 amino acids. The transcript is spliced from 11 exons.
UUUUUUUCCACAGUUAGCAUGCACAUAUGUAAAGACGUAUGUAGCUAGUAGUAGGAAAGUGGCAUCGAUAUACAAUACGCAUAAUACAAAUUUGAAAGGUAUUAUGCAGUCAUAUCUCAUUACAAAAUUUGUAUAGCUUUAAACAAAUGCACUGAGAAUUAAAUUUUGGGCUUCUGCUGUUGUCUCGCACAUGAAGCUGCAGCCUUCAGCAGAACAGUCUCUAAUUUCUGAUAGCUGCAAACAAGCCAUUAUUAAAAGAAACCUGUUUUCCUUACGAAAUUGAACGGGCUUUUACACUAUUAAUUGCAAAGUAUUUGCAUUUUUAUUGUAAUUUUUAGGGUAGCUGCAUAUGUAAAAAAGAAUUUUAAUCAUGGUACAAAUUUCCAUGAAAUCAGUGUUAAGGUGUAUUUUAGUGAUUUUAAUACUGCAGUGUUUCCAACAAGUUGUCGUCAUUGCGCAAAAUGAGAAUGAAAUGUGCAAAACUGGAAGACCAAACAUUAUCUUCAUCAUGGCGGAUGAUGCGGGAUGGAAUGACUUCAGUUUUCAUGGCUCUCCGCAAAUUCCCACCCCAAACAUUGAUGCUCUCGGAUUAUCGGGAAUUGUAUUGAACAAUUAUUAUGGAAGUCCGCUAUGCACUCCAACACGUGGGGCUGUGAUGACAGGGAAGCAUCCCAUCCACUUGCGAUUGCAGCAUUACGUGGUUAUGGGUGGGUCAGCAGAAGGCCUCCCACUUACGGAGCGUAUUCUCCCCGAAUACUUGAAAGAAGUUGGCUACUCGACCCAUCUCGUUGGCAAAUGGCAUCUUGGUCACUCUCGAAAGGCGUACACCCCCACGCAGAGGGGGUUUGAUUCACAUUUUGGCUAUUGGUUGGGCAAGCAGGACUAUUACGAUCAUUUCUCCAACGAUGGGGGCCAAUGGGGAUACGACUUUCGAAGCAACUUAUCUCUUCAUUUCCAAGUCAUGGGAAGAUACGAUACAGAAUUAUUCACAGAACAAGCAGUUCGCUUAAUUGAAGAUCAACCAAAAGACAAGCCGCUGUUUCUCAUGAUAAACCAUAUUGCACCCCACUCCGCAAACGGUAAUGGACCUGAUCCAUUGCAAGCUCCGAGAGAAAAUGUGGACAAAUUUAACCUCACGAUUCAAGAUUCGAGAAGAAGAGCAUAUGCAGCAAUGGUGGACAAGUUGGACGAAUCUGUUGGCCACGUUGUCGAUGCAUUGGCAAAAUCCAACCUCUUGCAAAACUCGGUGAUAGUAUUUGCAAGUGAUAAUGGAGCCGCCCCAGACGGUUUUGACUUGAAUUACGGAUCAAACUGGCCAUUGCGAGGAGUCAAAAAUACUUUGUGGGAAGGCGGCACACGCUUGUCUGCCCUCAUUUGGAGUCCUUUCAUUCAAAAUCGUGUUUCAUACGACCUUCUUCACGCACAAGAUUGGCUUCCAACCAUUUAUGAAGCUGCAGGAUGCAAUCCUUCAAAGUUCCACAAUAUCGACGGUGUAAGUUUAUGGAAGACUUUUACUGAUGGGACUGCAUCCCCUCGUAAAGAACUGCUUUACAACAUUGACGACAUUUACAACAACUCAGCCAUCCGACACAACGAAUGGAAAUUAAUUCAAGGCAACAUAUCCACCAACGACCUCGGGGGUGGAGUUUGGGACGGAUGGUACGGUCCGACAGGCAGGAGUGAGUUCAGAUCCGUCCACGACCUAAUUCCCGAAAUCAUGAACAGCAUGGCGGGUCAAGCAUUGGCGUCGGCUGGCUUCGUUAUGAACGAGACCAAGCUGGCAGAAAUGCAGAGGGGGGCCGAAGUUGGGUGCAAUCCCACCAUGGAGCAGAGACAAGUUACCUGCGACCCUUACAGCGGGCCGUGUCUUUUCAACUUGGAGGCAGACCCAUGCGAACAGCGGAACGUGGCGGAUAAUUAUCCCGAUAUUUUGGAGCUAUUGAAAGAAAAGUUGGCCGCGCAAAAUGCCACCGCGCUGACGCCAAUGCCUCGAUUCCGUGAUCCAAAUGCUAACCCAGCCAAAUGGGGGAAUGUUUGGGGUAACUGGCUUGAUAACUUGGAAUCCGGUACGAAUCCUGACUUUCCGAACAUUUGUGGAAAUAGUGGAAAUAUUUAUGGAGGUCAAUUUGUUACAACCAUGUUGCCAAUUUUAUUAAUUGCUAAAAUUUUGUAUUUGUAAAAUUUUAAAUUAUUUAUUAUGAUUUUGUCCAAAGUAUAUAUAUAUACAUAUUUCUUUAUUAAAUCGGGUAUUUAUUUAUUAUUUUAUUUAUUGAGAAUCCAGAAUUAGCAUAAAUGAAAUUAUAAUGUCGAUAUUUUAUUAUAUAAUUAUUUUAAAUAUAGUUUUUUCGUACAUGAAUUUUUGACUUAUUUUCCUUUGGUGACAAAACGUCUGCUGAAUCAUUACCCAAAAAUAGAGCACUAUAUGCCCUGUAUCCUGCAUGUACCCUGCAUUUAUCUCCAAAUUUAUAAUUAAUAUAAUAAUUCGUUCAGGAGUGGGUCGUGAAAAUCAAUGUGGCACUUAUCAUUGAAAUAAUCCGAGCCUUUCGUUGUACACAAUUAAACUGAUCAACUCUGCAUAUGUAAAAUCUUAAAAUAUGUGUCAAACAUACAUAACAUUGUAAAUAAAAUGAUUUCAAUUUUGUA